Messenger RNA from Salvia miltiorrhiza (redroot sage), 2170 nucleotides. Its product is annotated as pentatricopeptide repeat-containing protein At2g32630-like. The record is from RefSeq and is a predicted model, not a curated record. Gene Ontology annotation, molecular function: protein binding. NCBI's taxonomy places the organism in Eukaryota, Viridiplantae, Streptophyta, Magnoliopsida, Lamiales, Lamiaceae. The transcript has a single exon. Bases 194 to 2032 code for a protein of 612 amino acids.
AUUCACCGAGCUUAUUUAUACUCAAGAAAAUCAUCUGCACACAGCACACUGCACUGAUAAAAAUAAGAACUUAAACACUCCAUUUUUGAAGGAGAAACUUGCCGAGCUAUACAAGAAUAGUAGAAGUAUUCACCGAAAGUGGAUUGAAUUCAAGUUCCGCCGCAGACUGUGGAACAUUCAUUCGCACAAUUCCAUGUCCAAGCAAGGAUUCUACCAGACCGCAAAACAAGUUUUCACCUCAGUAUCUACUUCAAAAUCCAAUCAACACACCGCUAAUUUGAUUGCCAAAUCCCUCAUCAAUUCGACCCCAAAAUCUCUCAAAAUUUCACAAUCUCUCAUUUCCAAACUGAACCCGCAUAUCACACACCAUGUUCUCUCGAACCCACGAAUUCCCAGCUCUUGUUGCCUGCGUUUCUUCAAGUUUCUGCGGACGAAUCAGUCUAUCACUCCUCCAAAACCCGAUCUUGAAUCGCACAUCAUAAUCAUUCUGCGGCUGUUCGGAGCUAGAAAAUUUGCGGAGGCCAAGAAUAUUUUGAGCGCUGCUGUUGUAGACGAAGAUCUUCGAUGCCCGUUUUCGGAACUAACUUCGUUAGUGAGUAAAAGUUGUGUAGAACCCGGUGUAAAGAUUAAAUUAUUUGAUAUGUUAUUUAGGGUUUAUGCUGACAAUAGAAAGUUUGAUGAGGGUUUGGAGGUUUUCGAGUAUAUGGUCAAUAGCGGGUUCGAAAUCGACGAGCGUUCUUGCAUGGUUUAUCUGGUUGCUUUGAAGAAAUGCAACCGUUUUGGCUCCUUGUAUGAUUUCUUUCAGAAAAUGGUAGAAUGCAAUGUGAUGAUUACUGUUUAUUCGAUGACAUUGGUUAUUGAUGGAUUGUGUAAAAGAAAGGAAGUCGAAAAGGCAAGAAAAUUGAUGCACGAUUUGGUUAGAAGAGGGGUUAAACCAAGUGCGUAUACUUUCAACACUUUGAUAGAUGCUUAUGUGAAGAAAUCGGAUCACGAGGGAGUGAAAGAGAUCUUGGCUGCCAUGGAGAAAGCAGGGGUGGAUUUCAGUGUGGCCACAUAUACUAUUCGGAUCGAGUGGCAAGCGAAAUAUUUUGGGAUUGAAGAUGCCGUCAAGGUGUUUGAGGAAAUGUCUGAGAGAGGUGUAGAGGCAGAUGUUCAUGUGUAUUCAUUGAUGAUCAGUUUAUACUGUAAAGUAGGUGAUAUUAAGACUGCAUUUGCUUUGUUUGAUGAGUUGGUGGAGAAGGGGGUGGAGCCUAACGUCCUUACCUAUGGUUCGUUGAUACACGGCGUGUGCAAGAUGGGGAACAUGGAGGGAGCGGAAGUCUUGCUCGAUGAGAUGCAGAGCAAAGGAAUAGACCUGAAUCGAGUUAUCUUCAACACGCUGAUGGAUGGCUACUGUAAGCAAGGGAUGAUUGAUGAAGCUUGGAGACUGCAAAGUAUUAUGGAGAAGAAAGGAUUUGAUCCCGAUGUCUACGUGUACAAUAUGAUUGCUAAUGGUUUAUGCAGAUUGAACCGGCAUGAGGAAGCGAAGAAGGUGCUCUUCUCCAUGGGCGUGGCACCAAAUGUGUAUUCUUACACCACAUUGAUCGAUAUAUACAGCAAGGAAGGUAAUCUCGUUGAAGCUAAUAGAACGUUGCACGAGAUGGAGAAGAAUGGAGAGAACCCAAGCGUUGUGACCUACAACGCAUUGAUCCACGGAUACUGCAGAAACAGACAGAUGAAGGAAGCACACCAGUUAAGGAGGAGGAUGGGAGCUAAGGGGCUGCUGCCAGAUAGUUACACGUACACCUCUCUCGUGCAAGGAGAAUGCAUAGCCGGGGAUAUAGACAAGGCGCUGAAGCUCUUCGGAGAGAUGCAGGCGAAGAAUAUAACUCCGGAUUUAAUAGCUUACACUGCAUUGAUAUCAGGGUUGUCCAAAGAGGGGAGAUCAGAAGAGGCUUUCAAAUUGUACGACGAGAUAAAAGAUGCUGGUCUCACGCCCGAUGAUACCGUAUACUCUUGUCUUGUGGGCAGCCUCCAUGCUGCUCAAACUUAGUUUUGAAACCUCAGAUGAGAUCCUGAGAUAUUUACACAAUUGUGAUGUUUUUGUGGCUAUAAGCCUAUAAGCACAUCAUUUAUGUGUAAUAUGCUACAUUGCUUUGUUUAUGUAUCAAACAAGUAAAAUUUUGCUCUA